GUUAUCUAUGUUUCAAGAAAUCCAAGAGAUGUGGUGGUUUCCUGGUAUCAUUUCCAAAAAACCAAUACAAAUUGCAGUUUUCAGGGAACUUUCGAACAGUUCUGCAAUAAUUUCAUGAAUAAUCACACGUCGUGGAGUCCAUAUUGGGAACACGUGAAGGAAGCUUGGGCGAUGAAACACAGAGAAAACAUGAUGUUUCUCUUUUACGAAGAUCUAAUAAAGGAUUUACCUGGUAAUAUAAAAAAAAUCGCUACAUUCUUCAAUAAGUUCUAUAGCGAUGAACAGAUAGCCAAGUUAACGGAGCAUUUAAAAAUAGAAAAUUUUCGCAAAAAUCCUAUGGUAAAUCAGCCUACUUCAUCUAAUGUGAUACGACCGGAAAUGUUUAUCCGACAAGGAAUGACGGGUCGUUGGAAAGAAAUGUUCACGCCGGAGAUUGAAAAGAGAUUUAACAAGUGGAUCACUGAUAAUUUAAGAGAUACGGAUUUGACUUUUCCAAGUUAGAUUCGUUAUAUGAUAAACAAUUGCAAUUUAUAAAAGAUUAAGAUUUAAUUUGUUCAAAUUAGAUUUGUUACACAAUAUAUAAGCAAUUGUAAUUUGUACAUAAUUUCUAUUCAAUUUAAAGAAAGAUUAAUAAAAGCUUUCUAAGAAAGGAAUUAUAAA
Wasmannia auropunctata (little fire ant) is the source of this 660-nucleotide messenger RNA. RefSeq names its product sulfotransferase 1C2-like. Gene Ontology annotation, molecular function: sulfotransferase activity. The transcript has 3 exons. Gene Ontology annotation, cellular component: cytoplasm. Gene Ontology annotation, biological process: sulfation. The annotation marks the transcript as partial. NCBI's taxonomy places the organism in Eukaryota, Metazoa, Arthropoda, Insecta, Hymenoptera, Formicidae. The record is from RefSeq and is a predicted model, not a curated record.